GCGCACCCCAGGAAUUCCUUGCUGUGGACGGGAGGGAGAGGUGAGUAAGCAAGUCGGGCGCUAACCGGACCGGAACAUGGGACACUUGAGGAACAAACAGCGCCGGCACCACCAGAAGGAAGCCGCACUCCAGCGGGAAGAAAGACUACGGAAGCAGCUCGAUGAGGUGGACAUUAUGAAUCUGCCACUCCGACUGGACAUCAAGAGGCGGCUCACGUCCCGCUCGGACCGCGUCAAGUCGGUGGACCUGCACCCGACGGAACCAUGGAUGCUGUGCGCGCUCUACAACGGCCACGUCCACGUCAUGAACUACGAAAACCAGCAGCUGGUCAAGGACUUUGAGGUGUGCGACAUUCCGGUGCGGUGCGCGCGCUUCGUCGCCCGCAAGAACUGGAUCAUCACCGGGUCGGACGACAUGCAGGUGCGCGUGUUCAACUACAACACGCUCGAGAAGGUGCACGCCUUCGAGGCCCACACGGACUAUGUCCGCGCGAUAGCGGUCCACCCGACACAGCCGCUCAUCCUAACGAGCAGCGACGACAUGCUGAUCAAGCUGUGGAACUGGGAGAAGAUGUGGUCGAUGCAGCGGGUCUUCGAGGGACACACCCACUACGUCAUGCAGAUCGUGUUCAACCCCAAGGACAACAACACAUUCGCCAGUGCCUCGCUGGACCGGACGGUCAAAGUGUGGCAGCUCGGCUCCAACGUGGCCAACUUCACCCUCGAGGGACACGAAAAGGGCGUCAACUGCGUCGAUUACUACCACGGUGGGGACAAACCGUACCUGAUUUCCGGUGCGGACGAUCGGCUCGUCAAAAUCUGGGACUAUCAGAACAAAACGUGCGUCCAGACGCUCGAGGGACACGCCCAGAACGUGUCGGCGGUUUCGUUCCACCCGGAGCUGCCGAUCGUGCUGACCGGGUCGGAGGACGGCACGAUCCGGAUCUGGCACUCGGGCACGUACCGGCUGGAGACGUCGCUGAAUUACGGUUUCGAACGGGUGUGGGCGAUCGCCGGCAUGCGGGGCACGAACAACGUCGCGUUAGGCUACGACGAGGGUUCGAUCAUCAUCAAGGUGGGCCGCGAGGAACCGGCCAUGUCGAUGGACGUCAACGGGGGCAAAAUCGUGUGGGCGCGCCACUCGGAGAUGCAGCAGGUUAACCUGAAGGCCCUGCCGGAAGGCACAGAAAUCAAGGACGGCGAACGGCUACCGGUGGCCGUCAAGGACAUGGGCGCCUGCGAAAUCUACCCUCAGACGAUCGCUCACAACCCGAAUGGACGCUUCGUGGUGGUUUGCGGCGACGGCGAGUACAUCAUCUACACGUCGAUGGCGCUGCGCAACAAGGCGUUCGGCUCGGCCCAGGAGUUUGUGUGGGCCUCGGAGAAUUCGGAGUACGCGGUGCGCGAGUCCAGCGGCACCGUCAAGCUGUUCCGCAACUUUAAGGAGCGCAAGAGCUUCACGCCCGACUACGGCGCGGAAGGAAUUUUCGGUGGACAACUGCUGGGCGUCAAGACGUCUUCCGGACUGUCUUUCUACGACUGGGAAAACCUGGAACUCAUCAGACGAAUUGAGGUUCAACCAAGAAAUGUCUUCUGGAACGAGUCCGGCACGCUCGUCUGUCUGGCCAACGAGGACUCGUACUUUAUCCUGCAGGUCGACAUCGGCAUGAUCCAGACGGCGCUCGCCACCAAGCAGCAGCUCAGCGAGGACGGCAUCGAGGAGGCGUUUGAGGUCCUUGGUGAGGUGAACGAGUCGGUUCGGACCGGGCUCUGGGUUGGGGAUUGCUUCAUCUACACCAACUCGGUGAACCGGAUCAACUACUACGUCGGCGGGGAGAUUGUGACGAUUUCCCACCUGGACCGAACGAUGUAUCUGCUGGGUUACGUGCCAAAGGACAAUCGCCUCUACCUCGGCGACAAGGAGCUCAACGUGACCAGCUUCGCGCUGCUACUCUCUGUGCUGGAGUACCAAACCGCGGUCAUGCGGCGGGACUUUGAAACCGCGGACCGCGUCCUGCCCACCAUCCCGAAGGAGCACCGCACCCGGGUGGCGCACUUCCUCGAGAAGCAAGGUUUCAAACAGCAAGCGCUGCAGGUUUCCACCGAUCCGGAGCACCGGUUCGAUCUGGCGCUGCAAAUCGGCGACCUGGACACGGCCCUGGUGCUGGCCCGCGAGUCGGACAGCCCGCAAAAGUGGUCCCAGCUGGCGAGUAUCGCCACCAGCAAGAACAAGUUCGACCUGGUCAAGGAGUGCCUCACGAAUGCGAACGACUUUGGCGGGUUGCUGCUGCUGGCCACGAGUUCCGGUGACUCCAACAUGCUGCGGAAUCUGGGCGAAAACGGCGUCUCGCAGGGCAAAUUCAACAUCUCCUUCCUGUCGAUGUUCCUGCUCGGCGACCUGGAGAAGUGCUUGGAGAUUCUGAUCCAAACCAACCGGAUACCGGAAGCGGCGUUCUUUGCCAGAACUUACCUGCCCAACAAAAUCUCGUACGUGCUCGACAUCUGGCGAACGGAGCUGGCCAAGAUCAACGAGAAGGCCGGCCAAAGCCUGGCGGACCCGCAGCAGUACGAGAACCUCUUCCCCGGCUUCUACGACGCGGUCAAGACGCAGCAGUUCCUGCUGCCGGAACGCACCACCGUGCUGCCAGCCUCGGCGGCCAUCAACGUCCCCCUGAACAUCGACCGGUGUCCGGUGGAAGAGAUGAAGGCGGCCGAAAACGAGGGCCGAUUCGACUACGACCCGAGCACCGGUGGCGAAGCGUCAUCUUCCGGCGCAACCGCCGCUGUGACUACACAAUCCGCCGGAGUGCAACCACCCAAGGAGGACCGACCCGCCGUGGUGCCAGCAGCGACUUCCACCGUGUCAGUGCAGCCUCCGCCGGUCACCACAGCCGCCGCCCCCAUCAAGCGCAAGAGCUCGCUCGAGGACUUUGAGUCGGAGAUCGAGGCGCUCAACCUGGACGAUAACAUUGACACUUCGGAUGUAAAUAUAGACGACGAGUUGAGCGACUGAGGUGGGAUCGCGUUGCUUUGCGCAUUGCCGCAGAAUGGAAAUCCCCCACUUUUUAGUAGUCGUUAGGGCAGAGUAUAUUAGAGGUUAAAUAUAAUUAUUAAAAAAUGGUAAAAAAUAAAGCAAACAACACAAACAGAAGACACACGGACGGAAGGACCGCAAAGAACAGGAAAACAAAAGCAUGCAUGUAAGAAAGGAAGAAAAAAGUAUUUUAAAAUCGCAAAACGAUAACGACACUCUUUUUUGCCUCACUUCUUCCCCUCAAGCACAUUAUCUAACCAGAAAAAAAGCAAAAGAGAUGCAUUUAAGAAAGCGUGUCUCACAAUUCCAUGGUUGAGAAGGACAAAACUCAACUCUCACACACAAACAAACAGAAGCUAAGCGAUUUAAGUUUGUUGCUGCUAAAGGUUAAUAAUGAAAACUUAACGAAAAAAAACUGUGUAAUUUAGAACAAAGUUGGUACUUUAUUCCGUUUUUUCUCAUCGUGCUAGGAAUUAAUUUUUGUAUGUUAUUAUUCUAUCAAUUGAAACGCAAAAAAAAAUACGCAAAGACACGAUCAUUGCUAUUAUUAUUGUCGCUGCAAAUUAUUGCGAAUCUUUAUAUAUUUGUUUGGUCUUCUUCUAUGAUUGGAUCGUUGCGAUGGGACGUGAAGGAAGACAAGAUGAAGUAAAAAGUAAAGUGAAGGUGGAACCAUUUAAAACACACAGACACAAAAAAAAACAAGAAAGCAAAACCCUUAAAUAUAAGAAAAUCCAGUAUAUUGAAACAAAA
This is a messenger RNA of Culex pipiens pallens (northern house mosquito), 3784 nucleotides long. RefSeq names its product coatomer subunit beta' (gene beta'COP). The record is from RefSeq and is a predicted model, not a curated record. Gene Ontology annotation, molecular function: protein binding; structural molecule activity. NCBI's taxonomy places the organism in Eukaryota, Metazoa, Arthropoda, Insecta, Diptera, Culicidae. Bases 77 to 3013 code for a protein of 978 amino acids. Gene Ontology annotation, cellular component: COPI vesicle coat. The transcript has 14 exons. Gene Ontology annotation, biological process: intracellular protein transport; intra-Golgi vesicle-mediated transport; endoplasmic reticulum to Golgi vesicle-mediated transport.